Molecule: messenger RNA, 484 nt
Organism: Coccinella septempunctata (seven-spotted ladybird)
Lineage: Eukaryota; Metazoa; Arthropoda; Insecta; Coleoptera; Coccinellidae
Product: ejaculatory bulb-specific protein 3-like
Exons: 2
Coding region: 11-421 (136 amino acids)
Source: RefSeq, a predicted model, not a curated record
ACUUUUGAAUAUGCAAUUCUUUCCAUUUGUAUUGGUAUUUUUCGCUUUUGCGAACAUUGUCAGUUGUUCUGUGAACCCCUAUCAAUUUCUAGAUGAAAUCGACUUUGCGGCUAUAAGGGAGGAUCCCAAUGAAGUGAAGGUUUACAUAGAAUGUAUUAAUGAGAACAAAGGAUGCACACCUCAAUACGAUCAAGUCAAAAUGUUUUUACCGGAGGUGAUAAAAACAUGUUGUGAAAUGUGUUCAGAGGCGCAAAAGAAGGAAAUCGCAGUUAUGCAGAAAUUCCUACUGGAAAAGUACCCAGAACAGGUGUUGGAAAUUUUGAACAGAUACGAUCCUGAUGGCGAUUACAGAAAGAUAUGUGCAGAUAAGCUGAGGAGGAAAGGAAUCGACCUAGAGAAAUACUUAGAAGAAGAAUCAUAGAAUGAAUUAUAUAAAUACUGAUCAUUAGGUUGAGGAUUGAAGCUUUUAUUAUUUCCAAUAUCU